This is a messenger RNA of Parasteatoda tepidariorum (common house spider), 6068 nucleotides long. RefSeq lists its product as uncharacterized. Gene Ontology annotation, biological process: regulation of transcription by RNA polymerase II. NCBI's taxonomy places the organism in Eukaryota, Metazoa, Arthropoda, Arachnida, Araneae, Theridiidae. Gene Ontology annotation, molecular function: DNA-binding transcription factor activity, RNA polymerase II-specific; RNA polymerase II cis-regulatory region sequence-specific DNA binding. The record is from RefSeq and is a predicted model, not a curated record.
ACUAAUUUAAUGUAAGAGAUGUUACGGAUUUGUAGUUAAUUCCCUUUCGCCAUUUCCUACCACUGAUAGAAAUGCGUGCACGUGCUCAGGUAGAGCAACGAAGCGUGCGUGCUCCGUGCAAGACAAACUCAAAGUGAGGAAAAAAUGUCCUCCCAGCUUGUCCACAAAACUCUAGUUGUGGGAGGAGGGAAGGAGAAAUCCGCAAGGAAAUGAAGGCAUCUUUCGUUUUGUGUGUCUGAUUGAUUGAUUGAAUACGAGAUGGAGAGAGAAUCUAUUUACGUAUGAAAACUGCUGAGACACAGAGUAGAGAGAAAGAGGCGGAGGAAGAAGGGAUGUUUUCUGGCUAAAGUGGUUGGCGACGAGGGCGCUGUAGUCGAGCCAAGUGACGGCGGCACGAGUCAGAAGCCGUGUGGCGCUCAAUGGGUUCGCACGCGUAGAGACAGCACGCCACAAUCUCUAUACACCUGACGCGGCACUAAGAAGAUGCAAGUCGACGCGGACUUCUAGAACUUGUCUUUAUUAUUUUUAUUUUUUAUUACGAAAUACUUUUUUCAUCAUUCCUAACCUACCUCAGUAACGGUUGCCUUACAAGUUGUUUGACAGACGGGGGAAAUAAACAGUGAUUUUAUUCUCCGUAUUUUUUAAUCUCGCCUUUUUACCGAGAGGAAAAACAAACAAAAAAAACUGUUUUGUGUUGUUAUUUUGGAGAAUUGUUGUGUAAUGGAUGGCAGAGCGGGUGUUGACUUGCCGCACGGCUGAAAUAACGGAAAAAUAAAGAAAUGGAUGCCGUGAAUGUGUCUCCAUUCUUCCCGCUUUUGUGGGCAAGCAAGUUCGGACCUCGGCUGCCCUGGCCGACCAACAUCGGCAAUAGGGGCACCAACGGAUCCUCUUCUUCGGCAGAUGACACUUCACCUCAUGAACACCCUGAUUCCGGGAUGAAUGGCGAUCUCUCGAACGACACCCAAGACAGCAGCACUAGUCAUGACUCGGUUGACCUCAGGCAAGAUGAAGACAGUGUCGAUUCAGAAAAAGCGCUUAAUCUGGCAAUGGACGAAGACGAUGAUGAGGAAGAUAACGAUGAACCGAUCGACGCAACGAUGCCGAAUCGGGGACUGGCGACCACCAACGGUCAGGCGUCCCGGUCAGCCGGACAAUCGCCGCACAACAAUUGCCAUCCGAGCUCCUCCAGCUCCAUGUCUUCGCCCUCGGCGAUCGUGACCACAACGGCCGCUGCACUCGCUGCUGCCGCUGGUUCCCUUUCACUCAAUCAACUGUUAGCAGCUGGUGCUCAAGGGCAACAACAAAUGUUAAUGCAAGCAGGGCUUGCUGCUCAGCAACUUGGGAAGCUACCUUUAAAUUCAGGGUUACCUGGUCUGCAACUAAAUCCUCAGGAUAUUCAACAGUUACAGCAGCAAUUGCAGCAAAGUAUGCAGCCGUUUGUGUUUCUGCAGCCUGGUCAGUUACCUGCAAAUAUGCAAGCUCAGCUGUUUCUCCAAAAUCAGGGCCUUCUGCAACAAGGGUUGAUGCAGCAGAGUCUUCAAAACCUCCAACUCCAAGCCAGCCAAGCUGCAGUUUCUCUACCUCAGGGAGUCUUGUCUUCUCAAGCAGCUGCCACUGUGGCUGCAGCUGCAGCAGUCCAGCAGCAGUUCCAGCAACAAAUGCAGCAACAGUCACAUCAUCAUCAACAGUCACAGUCUCAACAACAGCCACGACCUCAAGCGCCUCCACAGCCACCUCCACCACCUCUACCUCCUACCUCUUUACAGUCAUCCCAACCAGUUAUCAUUACUCAGGCACAAAUGCCUCCAGCACAGAAGAGUCCAGUUCACCAAUCAAAACCUCGACCUACUGAACCAAGUCCUGAAGAAAUGACGGAUUUGGAGGAGCUUGAACAAUUCGCUAAAACUUUUAAACAGAGAAGAAUCAAACUAGGCUUUACACAAGGAGAUGUGGGAUUGGCGAUGGGCAAACUGUAUGGCAAUGACUUCAGCCAAACCACAAUUUCCAGAUUUGAAGCCCUUAACCUCAGCUUCAAGAACAUGUGUAAACUAAAGCCUUUAUUGCAAAGGUGGCUGGAGGAUGCAGAUGCCUCCAUGAACAACCCAGCUGCCCUAACCAAUGCACACACAACUCCCGAGUCCAUAGGCCGGAGGCGAAAGAAGCGCACCAGCAUCGAAACGACGGUCCGGCUAGCCUUGGAGAAGGCCUUUCUGCAGAAUCCCAAACCUACCUCCGAGGAGAUCUCCAUACUGGCCGAAUCGCUGACCAUGGAGAAGGAGGUGGUGAGGGUCUGGUUCUGCAAUAGGCGGCAGAAGGAGAAGCGGAUCAACCCUCCGACCAGCUGUUCCAUGUCCUGUCCUCCAUCGCUGGUGUCACCAGUUACUCCACCUAGCAUGGUCAUGCCCAUGGCCCUAGGUGUGUCAGCUACUACUGCUACCUCUCUCGGUGUCGGUACGCCACCUCCUCCUCGCUCUCCCGGCGAACCUGUCACCGCAACAGACCUCUCCACUACAUCCAUGUUGGCCCAUACGCCCACCGGCACCGCUCAACAAGCUACCUCAAUGACGACAAAUGUAUCGAGAGCCUCCGCCAUUGUAUCGCCGACGAUCAAGAACGAGUACUAGAACCACCGUUCUUCCUACACUGCAACAGUUCCUAAAACAAAGAUUAAUUCAUAUCACUGUUACUGUUUGUCAAAAAAAAAAACUAUUACUCUAGGCAACAUGUUGCCAGAUUUAUAUAUGGACGCUGCGAAAGAACAGUGCGCAAAAUGUGGCUGCGACUUCAGAAGAAUAUUACCUCAUUGGAACUUUAUAUUUUGAACAUAAUGUGGCAUUAGCCAUCUUUCUAGGGCAGGGAUUAAUGAUGUACAGUGUUACUAUCAACACUAUCUACGUCUGCAGUGUCUCAGGGAACUCACCAAUCUUUUCGUAUUGUUUAUUAUUAUUUUUUGUCCUUCCACUCAGGCUAAUUGUCUCCUGUGUUCAUCCAGCAGGACAAUUUUCCUGAGUUAACAGUGUCCAUGUGUCACCUUACCUUUUUAGCUCUAGAUUUAAUCAUAAUGUUGGCCAUUUCUCAUUGCCGUGGCCGGAGGUAAAAUAAAAAAAACCAUGGCGCUUGGGAAAAACAACAACCAUACGAAUAAAAGACAGGGAAAAACGAAUAAGAACCUUUUUCUACUUCCAGAUUGCUCAUGCAAAUCGCCGUAGAACACGCCGCUUCUUACUUAGAUAACUAUCUCAAUUCACAUUUCUACAUAAAAAAAUGUAUAUUUGUAAUUUUAUGAAAUUAGAUCGCGGUUUUAGCCUUUCUGUAUUAUAAAUUUGUAAAGUCAGUGCCAUUCUCAUAAAAAAAAAUAUAAAAACUCAAAGAAACGACAAAACAAACAAAAGUUUUUGAAACACUUGUUAGUGAAUAUAUUAAGUUUAUAAAACUUUGUAAGUACAAAUAAAGACUCUAAAAAAAACGAAACAUAAACUUUAUCAAGAAAUAUAUAUUUAAUAUUUUGAUAAAUAAACCUUUCUCUUCUUCCCCGUUAUUUUGAAGCCGCUAGAGUUCUGCGCGUUCUAUGGUGAUUAACUCCAAACAAUGUAAUCCAAGCGCCAAUAAGAGGUUUGGCAAGAGAACGCUAGUAACUUAUUUGCCGCUUCCCAACUGGCUCUUCCUAGUUCCUUUUUUGUCACUUGUUGUACUGUACAUAACUGCUGCUAUGUUUAUUAGCAGGGAAAUGUAGUUCUGUAGUUUGUGGUGUUUUUUAUACCGACGUCUUCAAAGCAGCCCGCUUAGGUGCGCAGAACCAUGAUUGGGUUUCUCUUUCAAAGAACUCAGUCAUGGUACUGCAAAUGGAGUUUGAAACAAAAAGUGGCAAUUUGUAUUUAGGAAAUGAACCAUCGCUUGCAAUGGAUAAUCCUGUUCUGGUACAUGGGGCUCUACAAUCUCAGGGUAAAAGCAAGCCAGGAAGAAAGGGACUUCGGGAACUUUUAAAUGUCAACCGACUAUUGGCUUUUCAUAUUCGAUUUUUUUUUCACUUAAUAAUAGUUUUGAACCACUUUUUUCAUCUUGCCGACAAUCAUGCUUGUAGAAUUGCGUCACAAAUUUUUCUCUUCGAAAUACCCAUGCACAUCGAAUGACAUCAUCACCUUUUAGCAGAGUUUUGCCACCAAUUUUACCCUUUGAAAUUGCCAUGCUCAUAUAAUUUCAUUUUAAUUUUUCACUUUGAAUAUGUUAAGACCUUUCUGCUCUUGUAUGAGCAAACAAAACAAUGAUGUGUACAUGAUUUCUCCUAAAGAGAAAGAUGCUGACAAAAAUCUAUUCACAAGAUCAUCAGUAAAGUGAUAUAUAGGGAUAGAAUUCUUUGUGUAAUACCAUCUCUGAAGAGAAAAAAUGUAUAAGAAUUCUUUUUGCAUGACCAUCUCCGAAAGCAAAAAUUGUAACUGAGUUCUUUGGCCAUGAUCAUCUUCUAAGGCAAAAAUUGUGACAGAAUUCUUCGUACAUGACCAUCUGUAAAGGCAUAAAUUGCAACUGCAUUCUUUGCCCAUGACCAUCAUCUAAGGCAAAAAUAGUGUCUGAAUUCGUUGUGCAUGACCAUCUCUGAAAGGGAAAGGGUUACGUAUUUCUAUAUGCCUGAAUGUCAGCAGAUUAAACUAGCGAUGAAUUUAUAUAAUAACAUUAAAAUUUAAUUUUAUCCCUUCAGAUAAGAAAAAACAACCGAGGUCCCUAACUUUCCCAAAACGAAUAUACCUCAUUCUUAGCUUAGAAGUUCAAACAAAUAGUCUCUUCUACCGUAGCGUUUUCUCUCCCAACACUCGUUUUUGAUGUGCACCUAGAGGGCCGCUGCCUAAGGGCCGGCCACAAAUGCGUCAUCAGCCGGUCCGUCUGGGCAAUGACACCUCCUUCCUUCACUUCAUCGUCACUCAUUCUUUCAUCAUUGCAAGCAAUUGAAAUCAAAAAAAGCAGCUCAGGCAAUGUUAUGCACACAAGUUGGUUGUAUAACAGAAAAAAAAUAAUAAAAUAAAAUUAGUGUGGCUUAGUGAAUACUGUAUUCUGAACAAAUGCAACUAAGCAGCUUCCUAGACCAAAGUUCACUUUUCCUACUAUAGAUGCUUCGAGAUUCACUUUGAAAAAUUCUUUUGAAAUAUUAUUUGAUAACUUUAUACGGUACGUAAAUUCGCUUAAUUUGGCUGGCACUUGGAUCUGACAGCAUUAAUUAUUAAAUUUUGCCCGGUGGAGAAAUGGCAAACUGUAAAAUCAACUGUAGUUUAUGCUUUUUAAAAGCAAAUAGUUCUUGCCUUUUUUUUUUCCUUUUGAAAAUUCACUGUAUAUACUUUUUUUUUGUACAUUCAAGGCAAUGAAGUACUAUCAUUUCUAAUAUGUCUUGUAUGUAUUGAUUUUUAUUACUUACAUUUUGUUUCAUUGCCAGACCAGUGGCCAAGCUGAAGUAUCAAAUUAUCAUAGAAACUGAACGCGUAUAAUUUUCUUUUCAAUUGCUUGUUGCUAUGAUUCUUAAAUUAUUAUAAGUUCAGAGAAUGAAAGUAUAAUUUUUUAAUGAAUAACUAUGAAAUACACUUAUCAACGAUAGUUCCUCGGCGUCCGCCCAGCUGUUUAAAGUUCCUCAAGAUAUUUGGAAGCCGCAUCAAAUAUAUGAAAAGUUUUAUGUAAUUGUAUAAAUGAGUAUGCAUUAGCAACCUAUGAGCUGUAACAAUAUAUAAGAAUAUAUUCAGAACUCGAAUGUUGAUUACUUGAAAAUCAUACAAAAUAAAAUUAAAAAAUAACUUAUGUCUCAGCAGAAAUACUAAAUAAAAAAAUGCAAUUCUAAUAUGGUUUAAAAUAUUCAUAAAUAAGUUUAAGUACAUUUAUUAUGUACAAUUAUUUAUAAUGCACUUAAAAAAAAAUUAUUAUGAUUAAGUACAAUUAUUUAUUAUGCACUUGCUUAAAUACAGAUCAAUUAAGUUUUUGUAAAAUGUAUCUGAAUUAAGUUAUAAAGUUCUAUCUGAGUUAAUGUAACUAAGUUAAGUUCUAUUAUCUGAUUCAUGAUUUCUGUAAAUAAUUUUGUCCCUAAAUUAUUCAUC